Molecule: messenger RNA, 1145 nt
Organism: Drosophila innubila
Lineage: Eukaryota; Metazoa; Arthropoda; Insecta; Diptera; Drosophilidae
Product: brain protein I3
Exons: 2
Coding region: 125-487 (120 amino acids)
Source: RefSeq, a predicted model, not a curated record
AGAAAACAAAGAACAAGUGUUGACAAAAUAAAAACAACACGGUUAUUGAAACUAAUUAAAGCUGUACAUUGACUAUUAAUCACAGUGACUCAUUGGAACGUGAAAAGCUUUAAUUUUUGCCAGAAUGGCUGCAAAAACACCAAAAGAGAACGAACCGCCCACUUACGAGGAAGUCAUGAGUGCGAGUGCGCCGCCAUACCCAGAUGCUAGACUCAUAGCUGGAGUACAUCAUGGUGCACCGACAGCGCCACCAAACAUGUCCACUUAUGGAGCUUUUGAGACAACGCCAGUUAGUAUUGUGGUGCAGCCAGCGCCGACUUCGGAGAUAAUUGUCAUUGGCGGAUGUCCAUCAUGCCGCAUCGGUUAUCUGGAAGACACAUUCUCGCCGCUUGGCUUAUGUUGUGCAAUCUUCUUCUUCCCCGUUGGCAUUAUCUGUUGCCUGGCAAUGCGAGAGAAGCGCUGCAGUAACUGCGGUGCAACGUUCUAGAUUGAACUGCACAUGGUGAAAUUAUCAUAGGUGGCGUCCUUACUCACCACAGCCUCUUUGGAGUCUUUGGAGUGGAGUGCAGAGUAUGGAACUAUACAUCUUACUCUAUUUCUCUCAGUGUGGUGAAUAGAUAUGAGGGCAGAGGUGGGGCGAAUACGCCACCUAAUAUAAUUUCAUAGUGGAACAUCAAUUGUUAUUAUUGAAAAGUAUUGAUGACAAACUGGAAACUAAUCCCUCACACAUUGGACUGUUUAUAUAUUUAAAUCACAAAAAUUGCUAACCGUUAGCUUUGUUAAUAAUUAAACUAUGUAUGUAUACACGUACCAUAUGUAAAUAUGAAUCUGUUGAGGCUCCUUUGACGGUUCUCCUACUCCUACAGCCGUCAUUAGCCUCGCCCAGACAUUACAUUCCAUCGGUUUAUCAGUCCAGCAUUGAUGUGGAUGUGGAUGCUGCUGUGGUCUCGAGUCCAGCUUCCGUUCAAUUUAAUUGAAAUAUAAUGGGGGCGGUUUUAAAUUACGACGCUUGUUUGAUUCGCUGCCUUUUUGCGCAAAUAUUUUGCUCUUUGUGAAAUGUAAACAAGUGUUUAAUGUUGACAACAGUAAGCCCGACUUUGGCAUACCCUGUAAAUAAUAAAAAAUUCAUAAGCGUGACACGUCAA